Schistocerca cancellata (South American locust) is the source of this 1390-nucleotide messenger RNA. RefSeq names its product tubulin-specific chaperone C (gene TBCC). The coding region runs from base 273 to 1289 and encodes 338 amino acids. Gene Ontology annotation, molecular function: tubulin binding. The transcript has a single exon. The record is from RefSeq and is a predicted model, not a curated record. Gene Ontology annotation, cellular component: cytoplasm. Gene Ontology annotation, biological process: tubulin complex assembly; post-chaperonin tubulin folding pathway. NCBI's taxonomy places the organism in Eukaryota, Metazoa, Arthropoda, Insecta, Orthoptera, Acrididae.
AAUUGAGACGAUCUGAUCCUGCUUACCAGUCAGAUGUGCUGCGAAAGAAGCAAGAAAUGCUUAACGUUUUGCGUGGUGCAGCUCAAGAUUCUACACCUAUUUACCGAAAGACCAAAGAAGAAGUUGAAACAAAAAAGAAGGAAUAUGUUUCUGGUGACAAAUAACGAAUAUUGAGGUAGUUAUUGUAGCAGGUCUCAGCUUCGUAGUGGACAGUGUUGCUUUUGUGAGUGAAGUAUUUCCUGGUUGUAUUGUUGACUAUUAGGUAUAUUUAAAUGGAAAUGGAUAAAAUUGCAGUAGAGGACAACCGUGAUCUUGUAAAGGAAAAACUAAUGCGUAGAGAAGCAGAAAGGCAGCAACUGCUUGAACAAAAAAGGGAAGAAAAGGAACAAAGAUCAACUGGUGAAGAGCUCAGUUACUUUUUUGAUACAUUUGCAGAAAAACAAAAGGAGAUUGAGAAUGCUUUAACCGCAGCAGCAGAAGGACUUAUAGAAAAAACUCAAUUGCCAAAUCAUUUUGAUAGGAUUGGAAAGAAUGUGCAGACCCUGCAGCAUUUUUUAUCUUCAUCAACAAUGUUUCUUCGUGUUUAUGAUAUCCGGAAAGCUCAAGAAGCAAUUCUGACUUUGCAGCAAAGGUGUCAGCAACUAGAGCAGCAGUUACUACCAAAGAAAAAAUUUGGUUUCAAAAUUCGAAAGGUGCCUAAUAAGAAAGAUGUAAUAUUCAAUGAAAAAAUAGAAGACACUGUAGAUUCCCAUUCUUCACCUGUCCACAAGCUGCUUCAGAACAGUAAGGAGAACAAUUGUGGUUUCUCUGGCAGAACUGCUGAAAUUCUUUCUCUUCCUCACGAAAAAAUAUAUAAAAAGGAUGUUGUUCUUUCUAACCUUAAUAGCUGUACUGUGAGACUACCUGGAGCUCCUAAUACAUUGUAUAUUGCUGGCUUGAGCAACUGCAAAAUAAUAACCGGUCCUGUAACAACAUCAGUUUUUAUUGAAAAUUGUUCAGACUGCACAUUUGUUUUGGCAUGUCAACAGUUAAGAGUUCACAGCACAACACACAGUGACUUUUAUCUCCACGUUACAAGUCGAACUAUUAUAGAAGAUACUACGCAUGUCAGGUUUGCUCCCUAUAAUUUAAAAUAUGAAAAUAUGGUGCAUCAUUUCCAGUUAGCAGGUUUAGAUGUAAAUAGAAACAACUGGGAUAUGGUUGAUGAUUUCAAUUGGCUGGCAAGUGAUAAAGCAUCACCAAACUGGUGUAUUAUGAAAGAAAAUGAAUGGAAUAUUGAUUGGAUGUAAUUUUUUAAAAAGUUACUUGUGAAGCGUUUAAUUUUGAGAUGGGAUGUUCAUUUAAUAAAAAGCUAUGUAAUUAUUUUCAUUAAAAUGAAUUUGCUCAAGAA